UGUGGCCAUUGGGGGGGCAGCGGUGGUGAAGGCUGAGCGCUGACCUAAGGAGCUCAAGGAGAGCAAGGCUGAGUGAGGCUGCAAUAAACCACGGCAGUCACCGUGCCUUGGCGCGGGGAGGGUGAGGGAUGCUCCCCCGGUGAAGGCAGCCGCUGUGUUAGCAGAAGUCUCGCUAGCCACUGGCUUAAUAACCUGCUGCCUCCGUGCCCAGGGCAGCUCCGUGCUGUAUCAUCGCGGCUCUGCGCUGCCGGCUGCUCCCCGGCCGUGCAGGGCUGGGGAGGACGGGCACUGCUGGCUCCAGCCCGGUGUUUGGUAGUUCAGGUGGGUCGCUGAUAGCGAUUUACAGUAAAAACUUGCCUUCAGGUUUGAAGAGAGGCUCAGGAAUACAGGGGUUGUCCAUUGACAGCGUAGCCGUGCUGGGAGCAGGAGUUGUGUUUUCUCAUCUUUGGGGAUCCAAAUGUCAGUGGCUAGGAGCUCACCAGGUGUGCGAGUAGCUCGAAAUACCACGUGUAUUUAUCCGUAUAAAUGCACUGCUAGCUUUGUAUAGUUCCUGUCAACUUAAUAUUGAUCUUGAAACCUGUAAUACCUACAGAGGUUAAACAGUUUGUGUAGAUGUUGAACAGUUGGGGUUGUAAUUUUGCUACCAAGCUGUCCAUUAAAGACCAGUUGUACAAGUAAACCCGUCAGUUCAUUUCUUGGAGAAAACUAGCUGAAAAGCAUUCGGAGCAGCUCCAAGUGGUACGUGCCUCUUGACUUUUAACUGCUAGGUACGUUUCUCCUCCUUGGUGUAGCUGUGUAUGAUGGUACAAACGCUAUGACUUUCUCCAGGUGCAGCGUGUAGCCUGUGGCCAUGACUGAGUGUGAUUGAUGUCCGUGGUCCCAGCAGUGAAAACGCUUCCCAGUGCUGCUGGCAUCCCCCGGGUCCGUCCCAGACGUGUGCGUGUCGGUUCGCAGAUGCAGACGUUCAGCUGCCUCUCGUUUGCUUUCUCUGAAUCUCAGCUUGCAAAAUGGUUGCACGUUAGUAGCUCUGUUCCUGGGAGAAGCCCUGCUGAAGUUAAUGGGACUACCUGUUGCAGUAAUGUUGCUAGUAAAUAGCCUUGUAAUCCUCUGAGUCAUAAAAUAUUAAAUAAGAGUGAGCGUUUUAUGAAUGCAGGUAUCCAAUUUGGUGCAUGUACUAUAAAACGAUGACUUGGGUGCUUUUCUUCGAAGGUACUUGCCUGUCAUUGCUAAUUUCUAGCUCUGGAUGUGCUUGGUGCAGGGCUACGACAGCUCCGAUGACCCUGGUAACGCUGCUUGUCUUCUCCCCACUCGCAGAAAAAGCUUGAUGAAAGCACGGCUGUAGGUUGACACGAUCGAUGCGCUCCUGCUCUCACCAAAGAGCGAUGCUCUUAAAUGGUGUCAGCAGUUUGUCCGGCUGAGGUUCAUCCCACACGAGUACUCCUGGCGGUUAUUAAAGGCAGGCUGUCCUGGGCUGCAUCCAUGUGUCGCCUGCUUGUUGCGGUGGGGAUGAUGUUUCUGCCUGGUGGCUGUGUGCUGUGUGACCCGGACCAGCGCUGGCUGGGGGCCGCCGGUCCUGGGGUGAAGAUGGAGUGAGUGUCUGCCCGCCCACACCCGUGCAUCGCCACGUUUCGUUCAGGAGGAAUUUGGAGCAUUGUUGAAAGGCAAAUUGUGAAUUCCCCACCCUUGUUGUGAUGUGGUUUGCUUGUCCUUAUCUCAGGUGGUACCCGAACAGCGCUAUUUUUGCCUGUGAAGUUGUCUGGAAAUGCAGAGCUCCCAGGCUGGCGUGGGGAGCAGCGGGUAGCUGUGGUCACGUUCAGGCAUUUUAGGAUGGCCUCCUUGUGUCAUCGUUUGUGCUGCGUGUUUUGCUCCACGGUGAGCUUUGCCAGGUGGGUCUGUGCAUGCCUGGCGAUUCUCGAUCCUUACAGAAAGGUCGGUGAGACUUCUCAUUGCCACUUCUGUGUUGAGGGCUGGGUUUGUUUCAGCUAAUUGCUCUCGUAACUUACUUGCUGUGGUGCUACGUAGCAAUACUGUGAUCAAAGAUCAAUUCAUGAUCAGAAAGUUGCCGUCAUACAGGCAAUUGAAUCUGUUUCUUUCACUGAACAGUCAUUGAUGGGAAAAAAAAAGUCUUGAUUCAUCUGUACUUGGGACUCAGUGAAGUUCCUGGACGGCUGAAUUAUUUCAUCUUCAAGUGAAUGUUUUUCUUGAAAAUGAGAUACCUAGGCUGGUCUCUCCUAUGAUUUUAAUGCAUCUGUACGCUAUACUGAUGUACAUGACCAGGGGAACAGCUAUAAGUACGCGUUCCUUAAAGGAGGGGAAAAAAACCCAAACCAGAAACUGGAAUGUGAAGGGUCUGGGCUAUUGAUAAAAGCUAAUGAGCUGUACUCGAGUGACAAUUCAAAAUAGAGAAAACCUGAACGACUUCAAAAAAAUAAUUACAGACAUUGGCAAAAGAGCUCGCAUUCCAGGUUUAUCUACUGGUGGGGGUGUGUGAUUUAGUAUACUUUCUUGAGGCAUGCUCCAUCGCUAAUUUGUAAAAAUAGGAUCCUGGUAUGACUUGUUCUGUACCUUAAUUCCUUAGUCUUCUGUUGUCUGACCUCAUGAUUUUCAUGCAGUGGUUUUGUGUUUUCUUCUCUUGAUAUACCUCAGGUGUAGCUGAGGCUGUGCCCGUGCUGCUGCCCCCCAGGCCUGGCCUGUGGAGACCGCUGUGGGCAGGGCAGCGGAGCCCAGAGCAGGUCGCGCCGCGUUGUUCUGUGGAGGAUGGCAGAACUUGCCUCGUUUUCUAGGAGUGAGAAGGGCAACGGUUGGGAAUUAACCGUGAACCGUUCAUUUGUUGAGAAUGUAGGGCCCUGUCUCAGCUAAAUCCUCCAGCUGCUUUUAGCUGUGUCCGUGCGCUGAAGUUUGCUGGUACCGGGGAUGGGAGCAGAAGCCUUGGUAGCUGUGUUGUCUUUAAGAUGUAAAAAUAAACAAAACUGCAAAGCUGCACCCUACUUAAAACAGGCUGACCUAAAUUUUCAGCAGUUCUAGCAGAGACGUAGAUUCUGGGUAGGGAAUUUAGGCUUACUGACAGCUGGCUUCUCUACCGGCGUGUCCCUUGGCGUGGUCAGCAGGCCACCUUUGGAAAGCCUCCGCUGGUGCCUGGGCUCAUUCAUGGCCCCUGCCUCGAGCUGCAGGAGCCGGGCUGUGGAUUUUUCUUGCCGUGCUUGUGUGGAGAGAGUCCCCUUGUUAUGCAAGUCAGCGGUUCAGCAUCUUCUGGGAAGUUACAGCGUGAACAACUUCUCAAAUUACUUUCGUUGGAGCGUAGUUAAAAGGAUGUUUGAUGUCCUCUUGCUCGUCCCUAAAGAGAUUUCUUUCGAGAGCGUGUGUCUGUGCAGUCCAUUCGUGCGCUUUCUUUGUAGAUUAAUGUUCUUGCUAUCAAUUGCAGUUCUCAACUAUUGAAUUAUUAAUUCUGCAGUGAGAAUUUUUUUUCUUGCUGUUCAUUCUUUCACGCAUGAUUUAUUCUUCUGCACAGUUUGAAACUGGAGCAUGGGAAUUUUCACUGGCGUUCAUGGAUCACGUGCAUGACCCCAACGGCAAAUAAACAAACAUUUUUAAUUGGGAAAAGGACACUUGUCUUUCAAAGUGCUCAGUUUUCCAGGUGAAAAGUAGUCCGUUUGUAAAUGUAAAUUAUCCUCAGAGGCACGUUGCGUGUUGUUUAACAAAUCUGGGAUGGUCAGAACAGCCAGCAGAGUGGCUUUCCGUGUGCUCUGGAGGCAGUCCUGUGCUAGUGUGGAGGGAGACGCAGGGAAAAGCUUGUUUGCAGAUUCUGCUUCUAAUGUGGCUUUGUAGCUGAAUGCUCUCCUGGCAGAGAGCCUGCCUUUGAUUAGAAAGCAUUCCCCUUGGUUGUUCUUGUAGAUACUUAGUCUGCCAUGUUUUGUUGUUUGUUUUGUGUUUUUGUGUGUGCUUUCUCCUGCAGGGAGAUAAUAGGAGGUGAGCUGCAUAUCCUUUCGACAACCUUCUGUUAAACUUGGAGUACCACGGCUCAAGCAAUUGAACAGAUGGAUAAUGGAGACUGGGGAUAUAUGAUGACUGAUCCAGUCACGCUAAAUGUGGGUGGACACAUGUAUACGACAUCCCUCACCACUCUAACGAGAUAUCCUGACUCGAUGCUUGGGGCCAUGUUCAGGGGAGACUUCCCCACCGCCAGGGACUCUCAGGGCAAUUACUUCAUUGACAGGGAUGGACCACUUUUCCGUUACGUUCUUAACUUUUUAAGGACCUCAGAGCUAACUUUGCCACUGGACUUCAAGGAGUUUGACCUGCUUCGGAAGGAGGCGGACUUCUAUCAGAUCGAACCGCUCAUUCAGUGUCUCAAUGACCCCAAGCCUCUGUAUCCUGUGGAUACCUUCGAGGAGGUGGUGGAGCUGUCCAGCACCCGCAAGCUGUCCAAGUACUCCAACCCGGUGGCUGUAAUCAUCACGCAGCUCACUAUCACCACAAAAGUCCAUUCCUUACUGGAGGGCAUUUCAAACCACUUCACCAAGUGGAAUAAGCAUAUGAUGGACACCAGGGACUGCCAGGUUUCCUUCACUUUUGGGCCUUGUGACUACCACCAAGAAGUGUCGCUCCGAGUCCAUCUGAUGGAGUACAUCACAAAGCAAGGCUUCACGAUCAGGAAUACCAGAGUUCAUCAUAUGAGCGAGCGUGCCAAUGAAAACACAGUGGAGCAUAACUGGACUUUCUGUAGACUGGCACGGAAAACAGAUGACUGAUUCUGACUCCGCAGGAGCCAUUUCAGUGAUUAGCAACUUAAUUGAACAGUAAACCCAAGAGAGCCUGGAUUUUGACUAAAGCAACAAUGUGGUCUUUUUUUAUACGAGUAUUUAUUGUUUAUCAUUAAGGACUGGAGGAGUUUCAUUCUCUAGCAGCUCUGUCCUUUUGUCCUGUCCAGAAAAAAAAAUGCAUGUGCCUGUUCAGUCAAGACACCUUUUUGUUUGAAAGAGGGAGUCUGAAGAAUUAGUACAAUAGGGUAUUUUGUGUCAUUAACACAAUUCUCUGACGCAACUUAAAGUGCUAAAAUUACCUCUGUUUAAACGGUUUCUAAUCCAUCUAAUGCUACACCACUGGGAGCAAGAAACAAACAGAAUUUAAGAGGCAGAUGGGGAAAAGCUGCUAUCAUGUAGACUAAUUUAGUUUUUAAAUCAAUAAACAGUAUUGUAAUAUUCUGCAAAAACAAAUCCCACCCUUUAAAAGUACUUGAUAAGUACAGUUUCUUACAGUUAUGACAACUGUUUCUUUCUAUGCAUAUAAAUCAAGCAACCAAAUAUUAUCUGUAGCCAUGGAAAUAUGAUUAGAAAUAUUUAUAUUGGAUUCUGAGUGCAAAAUGUCCCUGUGGUAGAAUUCUUAUUUUUAAUGCCUGGUGCAAUAUUACUCCCAAGUGUAAUGCCUGCCAGUAAGAAGCUAAUAAAAAUGUGAAAUACAGAAUACUAUUUUGUAUUUUGUUUGUCUUCUAGAACUCUAGUGCUUUAUAAAACCACCAAAGCAUGUUAUUUGGUGCUUCAGAGUAGCGCAGAUGCUCUGGUAGGGCUCCGUUCUCCUCCAUUACUGACAUACUUUCUUCCUUUUUAUCUUAAUCAGUUGAUCCAGCUGUCCUCAUUACAGAAAAAAAAUCUUAUGUUUGGAAAACUAUGCGCUUUGACCAACAGAAAGAUUGCAAGUAUUCGUACGGACUACAGGGAUGGGGAUAGAGGGAACACAGAGACUAAAUACUUGCAGCUACUAGCCAGUGUUACCCAAUUUCAGUGAUUUAUCUAAUAGUUGUGGAUGUCAUAUAUACAUGAUUCUGUAUUUUAACUGAAGUACUGUUUCUGAUGCUGUUUGAUUCAAGGCAGUCAGUUUCUGUGUUCUUUCGUAAUUUCAUGUAGUCAUUUCUGCUUCUCUUGGGCACUUUGUCACCAUUAUUUGUAGAAUUUCUGGUUACGCUCUAACUUGAAUGCUGUUGGGAGUAGAGUUGAUGUUUGUUUUGACUGAAUGGAUCACGUUCUCCUGUGACAUUCUUGUCACAAGUGUUUAUUACCACGACUGCUUUGAUUUCUGGGCUGUGUGGACCAUAGCUCUUUGGGGACCUAAAAUGGGGGUCUGGAGUUUUGUGGCUGUUGCUGGCUCGUGAAGCCUGGAACCUUGCAUCCCAGCUCUCAAUCAGGUUUGUCUCAGUGUGUAUUCCUCUGUCAUGUUUUGUCUUCCCUCUUCAUACGUUGUAGGGAUUUUGACUUUUGUAGCAAGUGACAGUAAGAGCUUCAUUCUUCCAGAGGUGGAAAAGAAAA
Molecule: messenger RNA, 6299 nt
Organism: Cygnus olor (mute swan)
Lineage: Eukaryota; Metazoa; Chordata; Aves; Anseriformes; Anatidae
Gene: KCTD6
Product: potassium channel tetramerization domain containing 6
Exons: 2
Coding region: 4035-4748 (237 amino acids)
Biological process (GO): protein homooligomerization
Molecular function (GO): protein binding
Source: RefSeq, a predicted model, not a curated record